CCGGAAGUGUAACGCUGAAGCGCUUCCCCCCGCUUCACGCUGCAUGCGGGCGGAUCGCAUCACAUUCCGACGGGAGCGAUGUGAGCGCGGCGCGGAUCCUCCGCCUCUGAACGUCCACAGCCGCAGCGCGAGGGGGAACAUGUCCGGAUCGAAGGAGAACAACUCUUGUCCGGACGGCUACAGGGCGCUGAGCCCCGCGGAGCUGCGGGAGCUGCUGCACAGCGACGGCAAAAUGGACCAAAUCAUCCGCCUCAAUGAAACGUUCCAGGAGCUUCAGGUGGACAGGGAGAUGCUGCUGACCACCAACCGCAGCCUGGCCGAGGAGAGCCUCGCCCGGCGACCCCGCCUCAAUAACGGCAAACUCCAGCUGGCGGAGAAAUACCGGGAACUGUCCAACCUGGCAACCACGUGCUGGGAAAAACAGAGUCAGCUUGGAGCUCACGUCCAGAAGCACAGCCUGCAGACGAUGCAGAACCUCCUGCAGGAGGAGGUGGCACAAGCCGAGGAGCAUUCAGAGGAGCUGCUGGAGAAGUUCAUGGAGGGGAACGUAAACCUGGACGACUUCCUGGACUCCUUCCAGUGCUCCCGGAAGACGUAUCAUAUCCGCCGGGCGCAGGCGGAGAAGAUGCAGGAGGUCGCUCAGGCCAAACGCCAGCCGGGCAAAACCAAGACGGCGGAGGAGAGUAGAGUCCCUGAGGUGAAGAGGGACUCGGAGCAGCCUCAGGAGCCGCAGCGGCCCAACGGCUUUGUAGCGCAAGGACCUUUAAGAGUGUUCCAGGUACGCUACGGCCUCACGCCGGCCAUCCUCCUGCCUCAUUACCCCGUUUCUCCUCCUGCCUCGGCCCCGUGCUAUCAGGGUAGUACCCCGCUGCCCGAACCCCAGCUGGGGCAGACCCACAUCCUCAGCCCCAGCACGCCACACCCAGGACACGGCCAGCCGGUCGGCCUCAGGGUCAUCGGACAGCUAUCAGGGGGCUGGCCGGCGAACGGGCGGCCGGUGAGAGUGCAGCAGCUUUACAGGCCGAACCCUCAACAGCCCGAGCCGCCGUUCCGGUAAGCUGGAGGAGGGCGGGGGGGGAGGAGGAGGAAGAUGAGGAAGAGGAUGAAAAAAAGUCUGUUUGAGAGGAAUCAAACAGUGGCUGUCACAACCACGUAAGCAAAGACUGAUGCAGAGGCAGGCGGAGAUGCCGACGUCCGUCUCUGUUCUUCAUCCAUGACACGCAGACGUCACCAUCAGAGGAACCCGGGCAGAGAGGCGGCGGAGGCAGGGAGGACUCGGCAUGGUUUUUUUUUAUAGCUGGUUCCAUUUUGGAUCCGGUGAAACGCCAACAAAUCUCACAUCAAACCUUAAAUCUCACAUUGUUCUUCUCCGUUAGUGAAGAGCAACAGAAAACGUACAGUUACAGGGACGAAGUGAGACCGUAAACCAGUUUAUCAUUUAUCAAUCAUCAUAAUUUCUGGGAGAUAUUAACUGUGAUGGUGCAAACUAGUAUUUUUUUAUUGUGUGACAUCACUCGGUGUUAAAGUAACGACGGUUACAUUAAGAGGAAAAGCAGCAAUAACUGAGCUGCAGAUUAUCCUCCUGAAGGCGAUGACACACAAUCUGCAACAAAAUCAAAAUUAAACAGAAAUAAAGUGUUUAAAUCUCAUUUCAAACACAAACGUGAGCUGAUGAAGUCCGUUAAUUAAGUGUCAGAUAACAAGCUGCUACUGAAACUGUAGUUUCUGGCUCCUCCGUCAACAGAAACAUCUUUGAGUCAUAGUUUUUUUGUUUUUUUUACUCUUUACCUGAGAUAAGUUAUUCAAAAACAAUUCAAACCAGACUGUGGAUUUGAAUUCAAUAAAAAAUGCUAUCGAGCCCCGUCCCCCUAGUGUUAUUUUAAAUCUUAUCAUAUUUUUAUACUUCAAACUGGAGGAUGUGAAGCACAUGGUUGUGAAGCACAUCCACAGGGAAAAGAACAAACUCUGGUUGUUGGAUGUGAUGCGGCUCAGGACGCCGGGUGUCAUCAAAGUGAACAAUGGCAUCAAUAACGUGGAUGUUUUUGUGUAAACUCCUCCGUCGAAUGAGGGGAAAACCUUCACACCUGGAUCCUGGGGCGACGAACAAUGGGUUUUAGAUUGAAGGUGAAACAAAGACGCACUGUGGGAGCAGAGCAGGACGUAUUUAUUAAUGAGUCCCAGACUGUAACCUGUCAGUAGUGUUUCCUGUGUCGUGUGUGUGUGUGUCUGUCUGUGUGUGUGUGUGUGUGUGUCACCGUCACAGGAGAUUACCCAGAGCCCUCUGCCUUCUUGUGCGAUUUCAGCGAACAGUGUUGCCGCUCACACAUCCGUGAGCCGUUUUAUUUAUUCAUGUAAAUCCUAUUUUAAAUGGCUGACUUCAAAGAUCCUUGUUUACCGUGCUAAAUGAAGAGCUGCGUCUCCUUCACAAAAGCAGCCGGUGUUUGUGGUUCCUUUUUUUGAUUUUUAAUUUUUAAUUUUUUUAUUUCUGCCCCCGAACUGAGAUGCAGAGUGAGGUGGAAUUUAAUCUCUAUGAGAAAAAAAAAACCACAGCCGAACAUCUUCCUCUCUCUCGUUCUCCGUCCUGCAGCGUUUAAAGGGAAAAGCUUCGGAUUGUAGUUGUAAUGUGUCGGCUCUCAAACACACAUUUAGCUCAUUAAUAACUCAGAUAAGUGCAUGCUUACUACAUCUCGACAAAGUACAUGAAAAUGCCUUUUACAGGCCAGUGCCCAGUUACAUAAAUACAAAAAUGACUUUCAUAUUUCUACUGUAAAGAAGCUCUGAUUUUAACAUCUGUCAUUUUCUCAUAGGAAAUAUCUUGAUGAAUUUUGAAGUGGAUGUCAAAGCUCUGAGGAUUUUUCUUUAAAGCGUUCUUCCAUUUUUAUUUUUUAUUUUUGGGUGAUAUUUAAAAGUGUGGGUCAUGGUUUCUAUCAGAUAACGCUCAGAACGUCGACUGCUGAGAUCUGUGAAUGUUGUUUCUGCAGCUCAGCGUCUUAUGGAACCACGAGGUCAGAAUUUGAAUAAAAUUAUAACCCAGGCUUUGUGUUUGUUCACAGAUCUCAGCAGUUAGACUGGUGAUGAUGGUACAGCUGAUAAAAAAAACAAUGGCUAAAACUUCUUUAAAGAUGAGAAAGAAAUAAACUUCCUGUUUGAACAAGAUGCAAAUGUGCCAAAUAAAGAGUUUUGUAACUUUUAAAAACCCA
Hippoglossus stenolepis (Pacific halibut) is the source of this 3200-nucleotide messenger RNA. It is a transcript of the gene vps37d, whose product is annotated as VPS37D subunit of ESCRT-I. Gene Ontology annotation, biological process: protein targeting to vacuole; ubiquitin-dependent protein catabolic process via the multivesicular body sorting pathway; protein targeting to membrane. The transcript is spliced from 4 exons. Gene Ontology annotation, cellular component: ESCRT I complex. Lineage: Eukaryota; Metazoa; Chordata; Actinopteri; Pleuronectiformes; Pleuronectidae. The coding region runs from base 44 to 1057 and encodes 337 amino acids. The record is from RefSeq and is a predicted model, not a curated record.